AUGGGUAGUGUCCACCGUCAAUCGGCUGACUACGAGCCAGUAGGCCUAUCGGCUCGUGCCCGUAGGCCGAGAGAGGCUUCAAGUACUAGCGAGUGGGGGGAUUUAUUUUCGGAUUCGGAUGGCACGGGUUCAACUCUUGAGGAAUACAUAUCGAUAUCAACAUCACCCUCACAAUAUCUAUGA
Molecule: messenger RNA, 183 nt
Organism: Dovyalis caffra
Lineage: Eukaryota; Viridiplantae; Streptophyta; Magnoliopsida; Malpighiales; Salicaceae
Source: the annotation of a GenBank genome assembly